Messenger RNA from Selaginella moellendorffii, 3111 nucleotides. RefSeq names its product pentatricopeptide repeat-containing protein At4g18840-like. The record is from RefSeq and is a predicted model, not a curated record. The coding region runs from base 293 to 838 and encodes 181 amino acids. Lineage: Eukaryota; Viridiplantae; Streptophyta; Lycopodiopsida; Selaginellales; Selaginellaceae. The transcript is spliced from 3 exons. Gene Ontology annotation, molecular function: protein binding; RNA binding. Gene Ontology annotation, biological process: RNA modification.
ACCUGUAAGCUUGGGAGAACUAGGCUUUUUAGUUGCCCAAGGGAGGAAGGAAUGGAGCCAAAAAACAAGCUUGCUUUGAGAUUCAAGACGAGGAGUUUCUCGAGCUUGGUGAGGAACGACGGAAUGCUGCCCGAGCUGUCGGCCCUUUCAAGGAUGAGGUACCCCAAGCUGAUCCAGCAUUUGCAGUGUGGAUGCAAGUUGACCAAGCAGUGGUCUGGAGAAGAAGUUCCCUCCCAACUCGAGAACUUCCAGCUGACGCAGCUUACCAAAGGCAGGAGGUACGGGACCAUCCAUGGCGUAUGAAGCUUUGAGAAACAACUUCAUCAUUGAACCAGUAAAGCCCGCCACAGCAUUCAAGGUCGAAAUAGCCACUGACACUGCUGCAAGGGUGCGCUUUGCAUCAAACGGGAAGAUCAAGAUGUAUGGCAAGCUUUCAAGAGUCAAGGAUGCUCGGCAAGUUUUCGAUCGCAUGCGUAACAAGGACUCGGUGUCUUGGUUCUUGAUGCUAGCUGUGUAUGCACAAAAUGGUCAUAUGGAAGAGGCCAAGCUGAUGUUUUCCCAAAUGCCAGAGAGGAGUUUGAUUUCUUUCAAUAUGAUGUUAUCUUCGUUUGGUCGGUGUGGAUGUGUACAAGAAGCUUACAAAAUCUUUAACAACAUGCCUCACAGGGAUUUAGUGUCUUGGAACGCCGUGACCUUUGCGUAUGCCCACAAUGGGUAUAUCAACGAGACGGUUCAGGUGUUUGAUGCCAUGCCCGAGAGAGAUAUGAUCUGCAUGCGAAUAAUAGAAAUUUGGAAAAAGCUAAGAACAUCUUUGAGAAAAUGCCAGAAAGAGAUCUAGCUGCUUGGAACUGUAUGCUGAAUGCAUAUUCCCAAAGCGGGUAUCCGCAGGAGGCAAGGCGUGUGUUUUAUUCUAUGCCUCAGAGAAGUCCCAUUUCCUGGACUGUGAUGUUAAACCUCUCUGCCGCAAAUUCUAGUUUACAAGAAACAAAGAAUAUAUUCGAAGCCAUUCCAGAAAUUAAUCUAGUUUCGUGUACGUCAAUGAUUUCUGCAUAUGCCCAGUCAGGGUAUCUCUUGGAAGCUAAAUCAUUAUUUGAUAGAAUGCCAUGCUGGAACAUUGUAACAUGGACCGAGAUGCUGGCAGCAUCUUCAUGGCCGAGGACAUCUUUCAAAAAAUGCCAUUCACGCAUGCAACGCCAUGCUAACCGGAUAUGCCCACGCUGGCAAAGUUGAGCAGGCAAAGUGUAUAUUUGACAAAAUGCCAUGUUGGAGUUUAGUAUCGUGGAGUUCACUGCUGUAUGCCUUCGCAGGAUCAAGAGAUAUGGACUUGACAUGACGAUUUUUCGAUAAAAUGCCAUACCAGCAGCUAGUUUCCUGGAACACCAUGCUUGAUGCUUAUGCCCAAAACGGGUAUAUGGCAGAAGCAAGGGUCAUGUUCAAUGCAAUGGUAGAGAAGGACGUAAUUUCUUGGACUAUAAUGCUUGCUGGCUAUGGCCUUAGUGGCCAGAGUUUAUUUGCAAGAAAAAUAUUUGCCCAGAUGCCAGGGAAGAAUGAAGCUUCUUGGGAUGCAAUGCUCACUGCAUGUACCCAAGCAGGGGAAUCGGUUUCUGUGUCACACUAUGCAGAUGGCCGGCAUUUACAACCAAGUUGGAUUUGUCUCCGCUCUCAAUGCUCACGGCCAAGUUGGUAGUGUUAAAUGUGCUAGAAGUUGCUUUGUUUCGAUGGCUUUUGACUGUGGCAUUCAGCCAUGUCACCAGCAUUACUCCUGCAUAAUCGAUGGCUUAGCAAGAGCUGGUUACAUUGACAAUGCAAGAGAACUCAUCGAAAACAUGCCAUUUGUUCCCACUUCUUUGGAUUGGCUCAGAGCCUCGAGUGUGGAACCUGUGUAUCAAAAUGGGUGUCUGGAAUUGCGAGCAGCAGAGCUAUGUAUCCUCUCUUGGCAAAUGUAUGGGCUUGGCAUUGAUAGGAUCUAAGGAAAAAAUAACUGCUGUAAGACUAGAAGUACCAAUUGCGUUUCAUGCUUGAUAAAUUCAAAUAUUGAUAAAAUGGGAAAAAAAAACAAAUCAUUUGUCUAUAUAACACCUAGGAUCUGAGCGUGGACCUCCUGGACCAAAUCACCAGGGGCUCUGAGAGAUCGCGAGCAACUUCAAUCAGACAGAUACCUUGCAAUACGGUGUGUGGAAAGUGCAGCAGGCGAAAAUUGUGUUUGCUGAUCCGCUGAGGUGUUUGAUUCUAUGCGAAUGUUCUCAAAACUCUUCAUCAAAAACUAUCAAACGAGCAAUGUUUAAUGCCUGACGACGACCAUGAUAGGUACUAACAAAGCAAAUAUUCCUUUGCGUCACGAUGCUCACACGAAGCUCUUCGGAGCGAUGGAGAUGGAACGCAAUGCCCUCGUCAUGGCAGCAUGGGGCUACCUUCUUUGCAAUCGACAAAACAUGGGUGAUAUGCAUGGACUUAAUCGUCGUUUGGUGCAACGAGACUAGGCCGGAUAUCGAAGCACCGCACGAUUUGGAGGAGUCCAAGGCGUUGAUCGAGUUCCUGACAGAUUGGGCUUCACCGGAACCUUAGACAAGCACGUUUGAUUCCUCUGACAACAGCACGCAAUGCAACUCCGACCUCUCAAGGAUCGGUCACCAGAAAUCAUUGACGUACACGAAACUAGAUUAAUUUCUGAAAUGGCUUCGAAUAUAUUCUUUGUUUCUUGUAAACUAGAAUUUGCGGCAGAGAGGUUUAACAUCACAGUCCAGGAAAUGAGACUUCUCUGAGGCAUAGAAUAAAACACACGCCUUGUCUCCUGUGGAUACCCGCUUUGGGAAUAUGCAUUCAGCAUACAGUUCCAAGCAGCUAGAUCUCUUUCUGGCAUUUUCUCAAAGAUGUCCUUAGCUUCUUCCAAAUUUCUAUUAUUCGCAUGCAACGUUAAAACAAAGAUCACGGCGUUCCAAGACACUAAAUCCCUGUGAGGCAUGUUAAAGAUUUUGUAAGCUUCUUGUAGCUUUGUUUCAAUGGCUUUUGACUGUGGCAUUCAGCCAUGCCACCAGCAUUACUCCUGCAUAAUCGAUGGCUUGGCAAGAGCUGGUUACAUUGACAAUGCAAGAGAACUCAUUGGAAACAUGC